Molecule: messenger RNA, 1570 nt
Organism: Brassica rapa (field mustard)
Lineage: Eukaryota; Viridiplantae; Streptophyta; Magnoliopsida; Brassicales; Brassicaceae
Product: VQ motif-containing protein 29
Source: RefSeq, a predicted model, not a curated record
GAAAUAGUUAUAUAAAUAUUUAAGUAUAUGAUUAACAUUAAAAAUAUAUACCACUUAUGUUCUAAAACAAUAAUUUAUGUAUAGAAAAGUAAAAACAAACAUCCGUGCGGUUGCACGGGUCAAAAUCUAGUUAAUUUCUUAUAAUUUGUUUGAUAAUAUUUCACGUAAUAUAAGAUAAAACAAGGUUCAACGAAUAGAUAGGCGGUAAACCAGACACUUUGGCACUUUGCAUAGGACUAGCGUUGACAAUUAUAUGUUUAUUAAUUAUACAUCUUAUAUUUGUAUUACAUUUUUUUAUAUUUUAUGUGUUUAUUUAUAAAAUGACUUUGAAAAAUAUUUAUUCAAAAGGAAAUCAAACAAAUCUGUGAGCUUACACUAAAAAAAAAUUGAAGAUUAUCAUUUGUUAUAGACAAGACGAUAUAACUAAAUUAGUCAUAAUCCACUCUUAUGUUAUUUGAGUAAACCAAAACAAAUUUAGUUCCGUUUGAACUUUGAACUAAUUUCGAAUGACUUACAAACUAAACGAAAUUUGUUUAUAUGAUUUUGAAAAGGUCUUUUUGGUUAUGAUCGAUUUGUAGCUUAGAUAGACAAAAUAUGCAUCUACACCCGAAUAUCACAACAUUCAUUAAAAAAAUGUUAAGAAGUCAUAUAACUGACCAAUAAAUGUCAUAUGAUUCAAAACACACAUGUUUACCUUGAAUAAAACACAUGUAAAAGCCAAAGGUUCAUAUUGCUUUCCCACCUAACAUUUAAAUUAAAAACCAAAUAACAAAGCACACACACGUUGAAAAUUCAACAUCAUUACACGACAUUAUUUUAAUAUUCUCCUAAAAGUCAAAUCCGAUUAAGCCGCAAAAGAAGAUCAGAAAACGCUUGACCCACGCUUAAAAACGUUGACAUAUAGACGCGCAUACACACACAUAUAUAAAUACAUGUACACACACAAGCCAUCAAGAUCACAAACACUUAUCUUCAAAUCCUGAUCUAAUCUUUGUCUUGUAAACACAGAAAGUUCUUAACCAAUGGAAGCUACUUCACAGCCUUGUUUCUCUCAUAAUUACCUUAGAUCAUCUGAAAACUACAACUCAUCGCUCCAUUCGACACGAAAGCAACCUGCAAAGCCAUGGAAAAGACCCGUAACAGCUUCGCUUCAACGAAUGCAUCCCAGAGUUUACCGAGUCGAGCCUGUGAACUUCAAAGAGUUGGUUCAGAGGCUAACCGGCGCACCACAAGAUCACGAGAGAGAUGAGGUGCAUCAAGUUGAAACUAAGCCACUACUCAAGGUGCAACACGGUCUAGUUGAGGUUAGGCAGCCACUCAAGAUUUUCCGUGAAACAACAACUCAAGAGAACCCACUGGCGUUUGAUCUGUCUCCUUCAUCAUCUCGUUUUUGGGAAGCUUUCCCUCUUCUCAGUUCUGCGAAUCUAUCAAGAUGGUAGGACAAAAUAAAUCUUUCAUUGAUUGCAAUUCUUGAAAUUUAUCGCUAGAAAGAUGUAUGUAUACGAAGAGAGAACACUUGUUACUGUUACAUUACAAAACAUCUGUUUUUAUAAAUCUUUUUCGCGCUCUC